Mugil cephalus (flathead mullet) is the source of this 3714-nucleotide messenger RNA. It is a transcript of the gene gss, whose product is annotated as glutathione synthetase. Gene Ontology annotation, molecular function: ATP binding; glutathione binding; glutathione synthase activity. Gene Ontology annotation, cellular component: cytosol. The transcript is spliced from 14 exons. Lineage: Eukaryota; Metazoa; Chordata; Actinopteri; Mugiliformes; Mugilidae. Gene Ontology annotation, biological process: glutathione biosynthetic process. The record is from RefSeq and is a predicted model, not a curated record. The coding region runs from base 278 to 1696 and encodes 472 amino acids.
GUGUUGACAUGUCGGAGACACCGUUUCUGUAGCGGUUUAAAAAAAAAAGAAGAAGGAGGAAAGAAAACGUUCAUAGUGAACUCCACAGGGUCUUAUUCGCUAGACUCACACUUUGUGGAAACGUACUUUUCGAGCGGGAGAGAAACCUGUUAGCUGGAAAGUUAGCUAACAAACUAGCCGACGCUGUUGACCAUCUGUGACCAGCAGCUUAAAACAAAGGACUGGACAGAACACCUGUGCAAAUCUUUGGAAACACGCUUACACCAGGUGAGUCAGGAUGGCCCAGGGGAUACCAGACGAGGUGAUGAUGAACACCGCUCUCGUAAAAGAAUUGGCCGACGUGGCAAAAGACGCAGCGCUUCUGCAGGGCGUCCUGAUGAGGAUCCAGGAAUCCCCGAACUCCUCAGAGUUGGUGACCUACGCUCCCUUCACGCUCUUCCCCUCGCCUGUGCCGAAGGCCGCGUUCCUGCAGGCUCUGGCUGUGCAGACGCAUUACAACACGCUGGUGGACAAGAUCAGCCAGGACUCAGACUUUCUGCAGGAGGCUUUAGCCAGCACCAUUGAGGUGGACGAUUUCACUGCGAGGUUGUUCAGGAUCCACCAACAGAUCCUAAAAGAAGGAAGGACUCAGACUAUUAUGUUGGGUCUGAACCGCUCUGACUACAUGCUGGACCAGACGUCGUCUCUGAAGCAGAUAGAGAUUAACACCUUCGCUGCGAGUUUCGGAGGCCUGUCGUCGCGUACGCCGGACGUACACAGACACGUCCUGAAAGUGGCCGGCAGGCUGGAGGAGAGUCGGCGCAUCCUGGACAACAAUCCUGCAGCGGGUCUGGCCGGAGCGGUCGCCAAAGCCUGGGAGCUGUACGGCUCAGAGAGAGCUGUGGUCAUGUUCCUGGUGGAGGAAAACCAACGGAACAUUUUUGAUCAGCGAUACAUCGAGAGUGAACUAUGGAAGAGAAACAUUUCCACAAUAAGAAAGAGGUUUGACGCCGUCUGUAAAACCGGAUCCCUGGAUCAGGACAAGAGGCUGUUUGUUGACGGCCAUGAAGUCGCGGUGGUUUAUUUCAGGAACGGUUACAUGCCUCAGAACUACACUUCUGAACAGACCUGGGACGCUCGUCUUCUGAUGGAGCGCUCUCUGGCCGUGAAGUGUCCCGACAUCAGCACCCACCUGGCCGGGACCAAGAAGGUCCAGCAGGUUCUCGCCAGGCCUGGAGUUCUGGAGAAGUUCUUCCCUGGGCAGCCUGAAGCCGUGGAGCAGAUCAGGGCCACGUUCGCCGGCCUCUACACUCUGGACAUGGGCCCAGAGGGGGACAAAACUGUGGCCAUGGCUUUGGCGUCUCCGGACCGGUUCGUCCUGAAGCCCCAGCGAGAAGGAGGAGGGAACAACAUUUACGGAGCGGAGAUCUGCCAGGUCCUGGAGGAGGUGAAGGGCAGCGAGGAGAGGAUGGCCUACAUCCUGAUGGACAAGAUCCAACCCACCCCCCUUCACAACUACCUGCUGAGACAGGACGGGCCGCUCCAAAUAAGCAACUGUCUCAGUGAGCUGGGGGUGUUUGGAGCAUACGUCAGGCAGGGGAAAGACAUGGUGAUGAACGAGUGCGUUGGCCAUUUGCUGAGGACCAAGAGCUCAGAGCACUCGGACGGGGGAGUAGCAGCAGGAGUGGCCGUCCUGGACAACCCUCUGCUCGUCUGAGAACGUCUACCUGUGAGAAACGGACCACGCCGGAGCAAAAACGUUCCCGUCGCACUCCAACGUCACGACGACGCUGCAGCAAAACGUGUGUCCUCAGUGUAGUUUAAUCAACCGGUGUCUGAUAGAAAAAAGGUUCUGCAGGAUUCCACCCACUCAUCCACGACGUCUGGGAUGGUUCUCAUUCAACCAGGUGACGGUAGAUCCACAAAACAUUAUGACCACCUUCCUAAUAUUGUCUAAGUCUCCAUUGUGCCUCCAAAACAGUUGUGACCCAUCAGAGAACGGACCUGGACCUUCUUCAUGUAAUGUAAUAAUGUUAUUCCUGACAUCAGUUUAUAAUCCAGUCUGAACAAGAAGUUUCACACCUUGAGACUCUUGAAGGAAACUGGAUCUGAGUUUCCUCCAACCACAGGUAUUUAUCUGUUCAUUAUCAGACUCUAUGAGUUUCUGAUGGCGGCCCCAGAUGUUCCCAUUUAAACCCAACUCUCUGCUUCUUUUAGAACUAAAUGAAACGUCUUCUAAAAACUCUACAAGUCCAGUUGCUCUUGUUUCAGCUUGUUUUAUGUUUUAUUUUUUGGGAGGCAGCAGACAAAUGUUUUCAGGCGUAGCUCAGUAUUAUUCUCAGCGCUUCCACAAAGAUUCCUGAAGACCAUAUUUUAGUUUUUUGAAUUGAUGGCGAUUCCUUUCAGAAAGAGCUUCAUCCUUUCAAACACUCAUUCACUGACCAAUGCAACCAAGUUCAUUUCUUCACUGGAACAUUUCUGUUUCUGCCAUCGGUCACAUGCAAAGUGCGACUAGACUGCCACCUGGUGGCUGCAAGCGUCUUUACAGUAUGUGACGUUGGGUUCCUCUGCAGAAUAUAAGUCACAAUGUGGAAAAAAUAAAAAUAAACAGAACCUUUGCACAUAAUUACUUAUGCAAUGCCACUGAAAUAAAUAAAUAAAUAAAAUAGGAGCAAAAAUUAAAUAACUAAAUUGCAAGUUAGUAGUGGAAUCGAUUAUAUGGGCUCAACAGACAAAGAUUUAAAAAGACAAACAUAUCCUCAGAAAAACAUGACGGCGUCUUGAUUUUGUUGAUUUUUGUUCUGCUGGAACUGGGAACUGGUGAAACUUUCUACCAAAAUAAAAAAUAUAUAUAUAUAUUUUUAGAUUUGAAAUCAACAGGAACCAUGUGGUUUUCAAGCUUUUGAUUGUAUGUAACUGAUUAAGAUGAUUAAGUCUCAUUUGAUUAGAGAAGCUUCGUAAAUCAUGAUGUAGGUUAGAAUAAAAGGUCCUGAGUAGAAUCAGCUGACGGCUUCUAUGUUAUCACAGUGUGUUUUAUUCUGAUGACUGAGUGAGAUAAAACCAUUUUAAAUAUAAACGGAUACGACGACGUUUGGCUGUGAUUUAUUAAACAGUCGUCUACAUUUAUCCUUUAGACUGAUCGUAAUAAACGUUUUAUUAGUUUGAAACUGCAGUUUUUUAUACCUCAAAAUUUAAACUUUAAAUAACUUCUGUUAUUAUCAUUUCACUUCUUUUUGUUUUAUUCAUUUGUCGUCUUUAUUUAUUAUUGUAAAUAUCCCUUUGUUGGAGUUACAGAACUAAGUGAAGUAUAUGUGCUCUAUCAUUACACCCUGUGUGACAGUCGCGUUUUCUUUUGUGAUGUUAACGUGUAUUAAAGGAAAUGAAGUUAAAAAAAAAAACUGCAGUUUUAAUUUAAUAAAUGUGGUGAAGAAAAGGCGAAGUACAAAUGUAAUUAACUACAUUUAACCAUCAUGACUGUAUAAAGUUGGAGCUGCAGAUAGUUUUGACACACACAUAGAAGAUUAUUUCAGGUCACUGUAACGUCAACGCUGCUACGUCUGUUUGAUUUCACGCUGAGAACCGAGAGAGAAGUUUUCACUACACAGUAAUUCUGUGUCGUAUAUUUAAGGGUUAAUAUUUUGACUGUGUUACAUUAUCUCCUCUGAUGCUCUUGACCAAAUGAUACUGAGCUGUACAUUCAAUCAAGAAAAUAAAUGGGAUGUGUUUAAGGCCAAA